UCAGUUAGGCUCUAUGACAGCUUCCUCCGCUCCUCACACCCGAUUUUCCAUUAUUGUUGCCUUCAACUUAUAAUCUUUAUGGUGGUUUUAGUACAUCUGUAACUCCGCGAACGUCCGCUUCGAUGGAUAUUCACCGGCGCUGUGCGUGACAAGGCUCGAGUAAUACCAGACGAUGGCAUAUUCCUAAGCAAUGUGCUAAUGUGUCAGUUGUGAAAAAAUACGCGAUGAUGCCAUCAGUGUUUCUUUACAUAAGGCGCUUUCUGUUCACUCCGUCGUAUGGUAUGCAAUGGAGUCCGCGUCGACGUGGAGUUUGUUUGGGAAUCGCGUUAACCGCAGCGGCUUUCUCUCCGUACAAUUGUGCGCUUUCUCAUCGAUGAGGAUUUGUCGACCGCGGGCAUAAAGAAGACGGACGCACCGACAUCAUGUCCGAUCGGAAUUACUGGACGGUGUGUCCGAGUUACAAAAGUCAGUUUGUCUCGGGAGGCUUAGUGAAACGACCCAAGAGUAGCCGAAACAAAAGGAAGAGUCUUGCUCCUUCUCCUACCCUAUCAAGGCCUCUCUCGCCCCUUCCCUACCAAACAGGGAGCAGUCCACUGGAUAGUCCCAGAAAUGUCUCCAGUAAUCCAUCGGUUAAUUUCCCGUUUAUACGGAGAGCGGAUACACGAAGAUGGUCUGUGGCAUCGGUCUCGUCUGGAUAUGGAACCAAUCCACCCAGUUCUGCUGUUUCUUCUUCCUCCUCCUCGCAGGAGCUCUUGCACCAGCUGCCCUCCCAGCCCACCCCAGAUGACCUCCAUCGCCUCUUCAAGCAUUUCAGGAGCUCUGAGAGUGUGGCAGAUGAGGAUGGACAGCUCUUACCUUUCCGGCCUCGCUCAAGAAGUCUUAGCCCUGGGCGAACGUGUGGGUCUUUCGAUAAUGAGAUUGUGAUGAUGAAUCAUGUCUACAAAGAACGCUUUCCCAAGGCCACGGCUCAGAUGGAGGGGAGGUUGCUGGCCGUGAUCGAAGACUUCUCUCCAGACAGCGCUCCUCCUCUUGCUGACGGCGUGCUGGGCUUCAUUCAGCACCAGCUGGUCGAGCUUGUCCGAGACUGUCUGGAGAAGUCUAGGAAGGGUCUCAUCACAUCUGGCUACUUCGUGGAACUCCAGGAAAAAAUUGAAAAUUUGCUGCAUGAGGCGUAUGAGCGCUCUGAAAGUGAGGAAGUGACUGUUAUCGUCAAACUCGUGAAGAAGAUUCUCAUCAUUAUUUCCAGGCCAGCAAGACUUCUGGAAUGUCUGGAGUUUGACCCUGAAGAGUUUUAUCAACGGCUUGAAGUUGCAGAAGGUCAAGCUAAAGUUGGUCAGGGGAUCAAGACAGACAUCCCCCGAUACAUCAUCAGCCAACUCGGCCUCACCCGAGACCCUCUGGAGGAAACUCCAAGCAAGGAACUAGAUGACACUGCAGAGAAUCGUCCUGGAACCACAACGCCUCGAAGAAAACCCCUGGAAAGAGAUUUUGAGACCAUAAAGCUUAUCAGUAAUGGGGCUUAUGGGGCCGUGUACCUGGUGCGGCAUCGCGGGACGCGGCAACGGUUUGCCAUGAAGAAGAUCAACAGGCAGAAUUUGAUCUUGAGGAACCAGAUCCAGCAGGUGUUUGUGGAGCGAGACAUCCUGACGUUUGCAGAGAACCCCUUUGUGGUGAGCAUGUUCUGCUCCUUUGAAACAAGACGCCACCUCUGCAUGGUCAUGGAGUAUGUGGAGGGUGGAGACUCUGCAACUUUGCUAAAGAAUAUGGGUCCUUUGCCAGUGGACAUGGCCAGAAUGUACUUUGCGGAGACCGUUCUGGCACUAGAAUAUCUUCAUAAUUAUGGGAUCGUACACCGAGAUCUCAAACCUGACAAUUUACUCAUAACAGCAAUGGGGCACAUCAAACUGACUGACUUCGGUUUGUCUAAAAUCGGUUUAAUGAAUAUGACCACAAACAUGUAUGAGGAACACAUGGAGAAAGACACAAGAGAGUUCAUUGAUAAACAGGUGUGUGGCACUCCGGAGUACAUUGCACCGGAGGUGAUCCUGAGGCAGAGUUAUGGGAAGCCCGUGGACUGGUGGGCAAUGGGCAUUAUUCUGUAUGAGUUCUUGGUGGGCUGUGUCCCAUUCUUUGGAGACACACCAGCAGAACUCUUUGGUCAGGUGGUCAGUGAUGAAAUAGAGUGGCCAGAAGGUGAUGAUGCACUGCCUGCUGAUUCUCAAGACCUUAUCACAAAACUGUUGAGACAAAGUCCCUUGGAGCGUCUAGGCACCGGUGGAGCAGCAGAAGUCAAACAUCACAUCUUCUUCCAUGGUCUGGAUUGGAGCGGGCUGUUGAGGCAGAAAGCAGAGUUCAUUCCACAGCUUGAAACUGAUGAAGACACAAGCUACUUUGACACACGUUCUGACCGGUACCACCACUCUGAAGAAGACGAUGAGACGAACGAUGACGAAUCCUAUCAGGAGAUCAAGUUCUCCUCCUGCUCGCACCGCUUCAGCAAGGUUUACAGUAGCUCAGAGCAUCUGGCUUCACCUUCCAACUUGAGCCUGUCGUCUUCUGAGCGGAGCUGCAGUGAAGAGAAGGAAGACAGAUGGGAGAGUCAUUCAUUGCUCUCUCCAGGAGAAUCCCAGAGACAGCUGCUAAGCAGUGACGGGAAGCAGGAUGGCCAGAGGAGCAUCCCUAGUCCAAGACCAAGAGCAUCCUCCGGUUCAUCACAGCCUGAGAGGGGCACUAGUCCUCUAGUUUUAAACAGCACUCAGAGCCUUGAGGCCAUGCCACACUUUGCUUUCCCUGAGGAUGAAGUAGGACUCGUAUCAAAUCUUCAGCGUAUACGACUGCGAAGCAACUCCACUGGAACUAGGCCUGCUAAUCGCAGGGGCCACAAGGGUCCAUGUCGCCUUGGACUUCAGCAGGAAACUCCCGAGAAGUCAAGAUCACCAUUCACGUGCAAAGUCCCGAAGUCUGCGUCUGUGUCUGGCCUUUCACUCAUCGUAACAGCAGAUGACAUUCCUGGUGUGAUCCAGACAAGCCCAAUGUCCUCGCACUCCUUCUCAUCCAACCCUUCAUCUCGGGACUCUUCCCCCAACCGAGACCUCUCUCUCAGCGCUAGCAGCCUUCGACCUCCUGUGGUCGUCCACAGCUCCGGAAGGAAGUACGGGUUCGCGCUCCGUGCCAUUCGAGUCUACAUGGGAAACACAGAUGUUUAUUCAGUGCAACACAUGGUCUGGAGUGUUGAAGAAGGCAGCCCUGCUCAUGACGCUGGACUGAGGGCUGGUGACCUCAUAACUCAUGUGAAUGGAGAGUCUAUCCAGGGUCUGGUACACACUGAUGUGGUGGAGCUUUUACUGAAAAGUGGAAGUAAAGUGACCCUACAGACAACUCCUCUUGAGAACACCUCCAUUAAAACCGGGCCUGCAAGAAAGACCAGCUCAAAGGGGAAGAUGGCACGACGCAGUAAAAAAAGCAAAAGAAAAGAGGGUCAGGACAGCAAACGCCGCAGCCUUUUGAAAAAGCUGCCCAAACACAGCCCAGCGAUACAGAAUAGUCGCAGUUUCUCAGCGGGGUUCCAGCACUCGCCUAAUGAUAGUUUGUCGGAUUCUCCAACGCCAAGUUUGUCUCCUGGGCCCAACACGCCAUGUAGAAGUCCAGCUCCAGAUCUGUCGUGUGAUUCAAAUUCUCCACAAAGUUCCUCACCAUGCUCAAGCUCUCCAAAUUCGCCAAUUCCUCAAAGCAGACCAAGUUCUCUUCACGUUUUGGGAUCUAAGAUUGGCCUCCGCUACAGCAAAGCAGGCCGCUGCAAGUCUAGCAACAGUAUUCCCCCUUCUCCCCUUGCCUGCAAUCCCUCUUCACAGCCUCUGUCUCCACAGUGUUCUCCGUCGUCUCUUACCGGAGUUCCUAAAAGCAUGCAUUCAUUUCAUAAUAAGAUGAUGUCCCCACCAACCAUUGUCAGACAGACCGUGUGUCCCCGCAGUGCAGAAUCCCCCCGCUCGCCUUUACUGAACAGGGUUCAGUCAUCGGACAGGCAACAUGGAGACAAAAGGGCCUUCUCUCAAAGGCACACUGUAGAGGUUCCCCAGGGCGAGACUGAAGAACUUGAGUCACAGAUGAGUGACAUUGCCUCAGGUUUUGUUUGCGUCGGUGACCAUGCCAGACAAGGCCUAUAUCUGGCAGGUCAGCGAGUGAGGGACCCAAAUGAGGUGGUGGUUAUGAGGAAGCUAAACUUAUCGGAGAGAAGAGAUUCAUUUAAAAAGCAGGAAGCAGUUCAGGAGGUCAGCUUCGAUGACACGGAUGAAAAAGAGGUCAUGAUAUCCACACCGGUUCAGUCUCAUACUCGUUUUAAAGUAGCUUGGAUCGGCGCAAUACAGACUGAGGGUAUCACUGAGAAGACCAGUGAGCAUGGAUCCACGCUAAAGGAGAAGAGGGAGAAAGAUGAGGGCUGUUAGCCUUAGAUAAGACCAGAAAACUGUGAGACUCGGAUGAAAGGUGCUUCCGUGAUAGCAUAACCAGAGAACAGACAGGGGUAGGGCGAAAGAUUUUGUUUAUAGAAGAAGAUUUGUAAGUAGAGGUUCAUUUGCCAAAAGUUAUUUUCUAAAAUGGUCGUAUGGAUUGACUUUUGUUUUAGGUUUUUCAGGUAGAACGUGGAACUUUUAUAGAUCUUUGGAGAUGUUUAUUUAUUACAUGGAAGGUAGCUUGUUUUGUGAGGCAGUAAUAGAAAGAAGAUAAAGUAGGACCGCUUUUUGAGAAUUUGCACAUACGAGGCCCUGCUGAGGUUCUUUUGCUCUCACCUUUUUCCAUGUGAUGACUGGUCAUUGAAAUUAUAGUUGACAUCGUAACAUCUUGACAGAGAACUUUUUCUUUUUUAUGUUUGGUGUUUUGUCAAAAUGAAUGUACAUCUAAAUGUAUCUCUCAUUCAUGUGGUCAUGUCGCUCAGUACCAAAAAAAGACUUUUAAGAAGACAUUGGGCCGGUGUUGGCAUUUUAGUGUAUCAUGUUUACUUAAGCAAAAUUGUUCUCAGUACCCUAAUGAACAAAUGUAAUGUUUUGGAACCGUAUAUUGCAGUGUUUCUGCUAUAUAUAUACUGGUUGCACAACUGAUUUUAUUUUACCUAUGUAAUCCUUAACUCAUUUAAAUGGUGGUAUUAUGCGUUUCAGUGUUUAAUAGUCAUGAGUUGUGUAAAAUUUCCACAACAGCUGCGUGAAAUAAAUCAAUCUCUUAUUCCUGUGCAUGAUAAACUUCUGCAAUGUUGACUUGUUUGGUUUUACAGAAAUUAUUGAAAUGACUGUGUUGUGUACCUAACAUGAACUGUCAAUGUACUUAUUUGCUUUAAAUUUAUUUCUGAUUGGCGAUUUAUUAUUCAAACUAAAAAGAGGAAAUUCAGACAUCUGUGAAUUUUAACUUGCACUCCCUGUCAGAAUGGUGUUGAACUAUUUCCUCAUUCACAUGCUACCUUAAGUUUUCUUUGAUAUGGUACUGUGGUGGUUUUCCUUUGUACGUCUGUAGUAGCUAUAUUUUCCAAGGGCAGCAUUGCAGGUGGUUUUUCUUGGCAUGGAUGAAAAACUAUUAGCUCCUAAACUAAAUCCACUCACCAUCAACUGUUUGUAAAGAUUGGAAUUCAAACAUUAAACAAGUUGCAAAUUCA
Molecule: messenger RNA, 5638 nt
Organism: Triplophysa dalaica
Lineage: Eukaryota; Metazoa; Chordata; Actinopteri; Cypriniformes; Nemacheilidae
Gene: mast3a
Product: microtubule associated serine/threonine kinase 3a
Exons: 26
Coding region: 423-4442 (1339 amino acids)
Biological process (GO): peptidyl-serine phosphorylation; intracellular signal transduction
Molecular function (GO): protein binding; ATP binding; magnesium ion binding
Source: RefSeq, a predicted model, not a curated record